Molecule: messenger RNA, 1713 nt
Organism: Rotaria sp. Silwood1
Lineage: Eukaryota; Metazoa; Rotifera; Eurotatoria; Philodinida; Philodinidae
Source: the annotation of a GenBank genome assembly
AUGUCAACUACAAUUUUUCCUGAUAUAUAUCGUCAUAUUGCAAGAAAAAGUACAGUUUCACGAAAUGUUAAUGUUCCAUCGAAAACUUUACCUUUAUGUAAUUCAACAUCAAUUCAUGAUAAUAAUAAUAAAGAAGAAAAAAUAAUUUUUGAUCAAAUUCAAUUUGAUUAUAAAUUGGAAAAAAAUCUUCAACAACAAAAACAAUCAUUUGUUAUAUUACCUGAUAAUGAAAUUGAACAAAUGAUUGUUGAACAAACAAAUGAAGAAAUUAUUAAAGAUAUACUUGAACAAAUUCAAAAACAAAUUUCUAAUGAUUUUUCAAAUGAAAAACAAAUUAUUUUAACAGAUAUUCAUAAUUGUAUUGAUUCACUUUUAAAUCAUUUUGAUGCAAAUAUUAAUGAAUCUAUUUCAACAACACAUGACGUACAAAUGGAAGAUAUAACGAGAAGUUUGAAUGAACAAAUAUCCAUGGAAAGUGAUGAACCAUCUUCAAUACUUUCACAAUCGCAAACUGAUGAUGAUUUUAUAGAAGGUGAAGAAUCAACAUCUAACACAAAUGAACAUUUAUGUAUUUGUCAAUGUCAUCAAAUUGCAACUAAUUCAAUAAUUAUUAAUCCUACAAAUGAAUAUCUUCUAUUUGAACAAGCUUUAAAACAAACACGUCAAGAAGAACAACAAAAACAAUUAUUAAAUAAUAAUCGUCUUGUACAAACAUUAAAAUUACAACAUCAAGAUUUAAUAAAUUUUUAUCAUAAACAAAUAAAUUUAAAUAAAAUUGAUCGUGAACAACAAACAAAUCAAAUUAAUCAACAUGAUUCACAAAUACAAACUGAUUUAACACCAACUCAACAACAACAACAACAAAAUCCCAAAUCAAAUAUUUAUGUAUAUGUCAAUGGAAUAAAUUCUGUACCAAUUCCAAAAGUUAUACCAGCAACAACUCUACGUCCUUUUAAUAGUUUUCUUACACCAAUUCGAACAACAGGUCCAUCAUUACAACAAUUAAUACCUUGUUUAACAACAACGAAUACAGCAACAACAAUAACAUUAACAAAUAAAACAUCAAUAGUUAAAAAAGUGAUGUCAAUACCAACAAUUAAUUCUCAUCCUUCGCCACCUGUAACAACUUCAACUUCAGCAAUUUCUCAUGAUAUUGUUGAUUUAACAGAAGAAGAUGAUGAUAAUAAUACAAAUAAAUUAUCAACAGAAAAAAUUUCAUCAACUAAAUUAGAACAAAAUUCAACAUUAUCAACAGCUACGACUGUUCGUAUUCAACCAGUAAAUCGUCCAAUGGGUUCAAAUACAACGAUUCCAGUUGGACAGACACUUGUUUUACGUCCAUUACCUGAAAAUAAUCCAUUUGAUAAUACUAUAGCUCGACCUCAAUUAAGUAUAACACAUGAUAAUACAACAGUUCGAUUAACUUGGAAUUUACCUUCAACACCAAUGGAAUCAAUACAAAAUUAUGAAAUUUAUGCAUAUAAACAAAAUGCAACAACAUCAUUAUCAGAUUGGAAAAAAAUUGGUAUAGUUAAAUCAAUGCGUUUACCAAUGGCAGUUACUUUGAAAGAAUUUCAAUGCAAUUGUCAUUAUGCAUUUGCUGUUCGUGCAAUAUCAAUUAAUAAUAGUUUUGGUCCUUUUUGUGAACCAAAAAUAAUAUUUACAGGAAAUACAUUAGUUGAACCUUUAAUACCAGUCAAAUAUUCAAUAUAA